This is a messenger RNA of Radiomyces spectabilis, 981 nucleotides long. Its product is annotated as 60S ribosomal protein L18ae. The transcript is spliced from 3 exons. Gene Ontology annotation, biological process: translation. The record is from RefSeq and is a predicted model, not a curated record. Gene Ontology annotation, molecular function: structural constituent of ribosome. Gene Ontology annotation, cellular component: ribosome; cytosolic large ribosomal subunit. The coding region runs from base 289 to 834 and encodes 181 amino acids. NCBI's taxonomy places the organism in Eukaryota, Fungi, Mucoromycota, Mucoromycetes, Mucorales, Radiomycetaceae.
CUUCUCUUUCUUCAAGGCAAAGAUGGCUAGAGUAAGUAAGAGCUUGAUUAAACUGCUUGGAUGCAGAACCAUCUUUGAAAUUCUCGAUGGAUUACCCGCCGAUGACCUUCGCUUGACCCUUUCAUUCCUUGAAAAUUCGUCGUCUUCAUAUACAAAUUCAUCCGUUCUAUCGGCGAUACGACACCUCCACAUGACCAAUGCUCGAUUCAAAAGUACAACGACGACGCUUUACGGACAUUGCACUCGUUGUCAAAACGGUUGAUACUGACGCUUUUUGGACUUCGUUAUAUGAAUUGGCCCGGAAAAUUCGAGAUGUUCCACGAAUAUCAAGUGGUUGGUCGCAAGCUCCCUUCUGCUCAGGAGGUUGCUCCUAAGCUCUACCGCAUGAGAAUUUUCGCUCCCAAUGUGGUGGUUGCCAAGUCCCGCUUCUGGUACUUCUUGAAGAAGCUCCGCAAGGUCAAGAAGGCCGCUGGUGAAAUCGUUUCCAUCAACGAAAUCUCUGAAAAGCGUCCUGAACAGAUCAAGAACUUUGGUAUCUGGCUCCGUUACGACUCUCGCUCUGGCACCCACAACAUGUACAAGGAAUACCGUGAAAUGUCCCGUGUCGAAGCUGUCGAAACCUGCUACCAGGAUAUGGCUGCUCGUCAUCGCGCUCGUUUCAGCUCCAUCCAGAUCAUCCGUGUUGCUGAGAUCGCUUCUGCCGAUGUCCGUCGCCAGUACAUCAAGCAGCUUUUGACUCCCAAGCUUUCCUUCCCCUUGCCUCACCGUAUCCAACGCGCUGAGAAGGGUCACCGCUCUUUGUUCGUCGCCAAGAGACCCUCCACCUUCUACUAAACCUUUGCUCUUUAGUAUCUUGCCUUUGUUUUGUCCUUGUUGAUGAGACAUGAAAAAAAUAAAUAAUACAGAAAUUUGUUAUUCAUUGAUGGUGUGGUUUCUUUAUUGUUAGUCAUGGCGAUAAGCGUAACAGUUGCAUAACACGAU